Molecule: messenger RNA, 3307 nt
Organism: Alosa alosa (allis shad)
Lineage: Eukaryota; Metazoa; Chordata; Actinopteri; Clupeiformes; Clupeidae
Product: zinc transporter 1-like
Exons: 2
Coding region: 506-1939 (477 amino acids)
Biological process (GO): intracellular zinc ion homeostasis; zinc ion transmembrane transport; detoxification of zinc ion
Cellular component (GO): endoplasmic reticulum; Golgi apparatus; membrane
Molecular function (GO): zinc ion transmembrane transporter activity; calcium channel inhibitor activity
Source: RefSeq, a predicted model, not a curated record
CGUCAACAAUAGCAUAUAGGCCUAGGCCUACAUAGGCUAUUACAUUUACAAACAAUUGCUUACUGAUAUCAUAGGAGCCCAAGCUGUCCAUAAAGUUACGCAAUCUUUGACCAAUAGAAAUCCAGGAGGGUGUUUCUCGUGCUCCGUGUGUAGAACUUCAUCGGAUCCGAGUGCAAACUGCGACUUCUAUCCCUGAACUCAAUGAACUAGGACAACAACGUCUGAGUGGCAUUGACUAAUGCGUGUGUUUAUUUAACUUUUAAUAUUGGCGAAUUUCGUGUAAUUUAGAAGAAAAAUAGGUUGAAGAACUGCUGCGUCGUUUGAAUGGCAUGAUUGUCAGUCUCGCGAGUUGCCAAUAGCGACCGGAUAGUUUACUUCUUACCACAUCGUCUCCAAAGCUUAAAGCGAAAAUCUAUCCUUACCACCAAUAACAACUUGCCAGGGUAAAUUAGCUCGUUUUGAGGUUAAGUUUAGUUGCUGUCACUGGCCUAUUUUCUGGUUUGAAAUGGCAUGGGAACCUAAACGCCGGCGGCUACUGUGCAUGCUGUCGCUAACUUUUGGGUUUUUUAUUGUCGAAGUUGUGGUCAGUCGAAUGACAGCAUCUCUUGCCAUGCUUUCGGACUCGUUUCACAUGCUUUCGGAUGUGAUAGCUUUAGCUGUGGCCCUGAUAUCGGUGCGCUUUGCAGAAAUGACACAGUCCACUGCUACGAAUACUUACGGCUGGAUCAGGGCUGAAGUGAUGGGAGCUUUGGUUAAUGCGGUGUUCCUGACAGCUUUGUGUUUUACUAUCCUGUUGGAGGCUGUGGAGCGCUACACAGUCCCUCAUGAAAUCGAAAAUCCUCGGGCUGUCAUCUGGGUCGGUGCCGCUGGUCUUCUUGUCAACCUGUUGGGUCUUUUUCUGUUUCACGAACACGCUGGACAUGGGCACUCUCACUCUCAUUCCCAUUCUCACCGGACCAAGACGAACAAAGUAUCAGAAAAAUCCAGUAACACAAAAUCCAGGCUGGAUGGGUCAUCAGAAGACCUGUCCUGUAAUCUAGUGGUGAACCCCGGCAGCGAGAAGAAAAGUGCUGACAUGCUCUGCAAUGAGGAAGUAGAGGUGCGUCUUAAUGGUGGGGUGCAUCUGGAGGACCUUGAGGCCACUCAGGACUCUGCCUCUCAGCUCAAUAUGCGUGGUGUCUUCCUUCACGUGCUCGGUGAUGCUCUGGGCUCUGUCAUUGUGGUGGUAAAUGCCCUUAUCUUCACCUAUGUGUGGCAGUCAUGUCCUUCGAAAGGCCCUUGCAAUAACCCCUGCUUCAGCCAACACUGCCCGCAUCUGAUGCCCCUUAACGGGACCUCUGACUCAGAGGUGCCCUCUGCUGGACCCUGCUGGGUGCUGUACCUUGACCCCACCCUGUGCGUGCUGAUGGUGUUUAUCCUGUUGUACACCACCUUUCCGCUGCUCCGGGAGUCGGCACUCAUUCUGCUGCAGACGGUGCCCAAGGAGGUGGACGUGCGGCGUCUGCGCCAGCGUCUGCGCAGCCUGGAGGGCGUGCUGGCCGUGCACGAGCUGCACGUCUGGCAGCUGGCCGGCAGCCGCAUCAUCGCCACGGCUCACAUCAAGUGCCAUGAUCCCGAUGCGUACAUGGACAUCGCCAAGCGCAUCAAGGGCAUGUUCCAUGACGAGGGAAUCCACGCCACCACCAUCCAGCCUGAAUUUGGGGGUGCCGCCACGGCAGAAUCCGGUGAUGCUUUGUGUGAGCUCCCAUGCCGCAUCCAGUGCGCCCCAAAGCAGUGCUGUGGGACUGGAACCAUCAUCGCGUCUGCAGGGUCCCCCACUUCCCGACGAACCUCAGACUCACAAGUCCAGUACCAAUCCCACACUGGGACAGCAGUGACUUACACAGAGGGGCAGGGGGCUGAGGUCAAGUUGCAGAGAGACGUAGAGUCUGCUGUGUGAGACCACUGAGAUGGACCUUCAUAUUGAUUUUUAGACUCAUACAUGCUAAGUACAGAUAUGCUUCUUUUCUUUCUUAUUUUGGUCUGUCAUCCUCUCCCUGAGUAUCAGAUGCCUAUCAGCUGGGAUUUUCCUCUCCGAGCCUUCAGACUUAUGACUCAGACAGGCUAGAACUCAUGACUGGAACAACAGGUGACGUGAAUGUGCCUUCCGGGCAUCAUGUGAGAUGACAACAAGACAAGCCAUGAACUGGGCUAGAUAGAAGAAAGAAAACUUUUAAAGAUGAAUACUCUUUCAGAUUAUCUAGCUACAAGCUACCUCUUUGGAGUUCAUAAAGCUACUGUGCACUGAUGUUUCAUUAACAGCAAUACUGUAUCUGAAAUCUAGCCUUAACUGUGUGAUUGCAAUCUGAGAAACUUAGUGUUUAAUUCAUAUACAGCUGGAAAUGCUCUUGUUCGCUCAGAUAUCUUCUUCUGUUAUCCUUAACAUUUUUAUGCAAGAUACUAUCUAACAAUAAUAAGGAUUAUAUAUUUUCUGUCAGUAAUAUUUUCAUUUUAAUUUAGUUUAAAGCAAAGUGUAAAAAAAGCAAGUGCCCAUGAAAAAUCAGAAUGUCAUCUAACUCUAUAGACCUGAAGGAAGUAUACAACCUAAUAUUCAGAAUUUUACCUGAUUCAAGAUCUAAAGAAUAUAAUUUAAUUUCUUGGAAAUAAUUUAUUAUACAACACUGUGGGACAGUGUUUGUAAAGUUACAUUAUUUAAAGGAAAACUAUGCCACCAUUUUGAGAUUUAUUUUUAUGAGCAACUACUUUUGGUAUUACCUUCAAAUGAAUCUUAAUGAUGGUCAUUAUUCAUAGGCUAUGCACUGUGUAGUUUCAUUGUGUAGGUUGUUCUGGUAAGAACAUGCACUAAAAUGUAAGACAAGCCUUCACAGCCAAUGCCAAUGACCAGAAGGCACCAGCUCACCAGAAGGCACAAGUUAGCAUGUUAGUGAGCUUUUAUCAGUGCCAACUGGGCAGUCUGAGAUGUUUGCAAAGUUUUUGCCUGCUUUUUAGAUUAGUGGCUUGUCAGUUUUAGACCAAAAUUCCAUAAUGAUGCUUUAAGUCAGUUACCCACACCAAGAGUUUUCUCUUGGCAAUUAUGUGUAAUCAUUAAAAAAAAAAUCACCAUUGAUUUAUUUUUAUAGUUUGAGUUGUUUAUAAGUUCCUUUUAAAUGUGAAUGACUUUACAAGGACUAGUUUGCUAAUUAAGAAUGUUUUAAUGAGUUAAGAAGUGAAAUCUACGUCCGAAAACAGUUUGUUAGAACAGUUGCAAUCUCUCUAGCCUUUUUACUUUAUAUUUGCUUUUGCUGAACAAUAAAGAGAUUUUAUUUCA